UGACUUAUGGCUUGAUAUUUAGAACGGUUCUCGAUGUUUAUAAGUUUCGAUUCAAAACAAUUUGGAUGCUGUUUGUACACACAUACGAUAAAUUAAAUCGUUUUAUAUCAUACAGAUGUAUAUUAUGUAAAUAUACCUUAUAAUAUAAGAAUAAGGUAAAGUUAUAAACGUUCGUUUGGUUUUCACUUCUUAACUUUGCGAGUAACGAUGGUGAUGGAAGAACAGCAAUCAGAUAUGGAACUAGACUCUGAGAGAGUUCCUGUUCCUCAAGUACCAAAGCCAGUAGAAGACUCCCAUGUAGAGACUGUGAACAAUGUCACAAGUAUUUCACGAAGUAAACCCAGACUUAGGAAGAAGGCAUUGCAUGCCGCAAUACUUAAGCAAAUGGAGUUUUACUUUAGCGAUGCAAAUCUAAGUAAAGAUAGAUUCUUGAAUCAUUUAAUUGAAAAUGACCCAUAUGUUGAUAUCAGUGUUUUCCUACAAUUUAAUAGAAUCCGAGAAUUAACUACGGAUGUAAAUAGAAUAAGUAAAGCUCUGCAAGCAUCAACGAUUUUAUCAUUGUCCGAAGAUGGAACAAAAGUUCAUCGUAUAACGCCGAUAAUGGUAAAAGAAAAUACAGAUGAUUGUACAGUUUAUGUACAAAAUUUACCACCAGAUGCGGAUCACGAGACGGUGCAGUCGUUCUUUUCCCAGUAUGGCCCAGUUGUGUAUGUUUCGCUACCACGGUACAAACAUAAUAGAAAAAUAAAAGGAUUCGCAUUUGUGGAGUUUGAUACACCAGAAUGUAUCCAGAAAUGUCUUAAGGCUUUCCAAAAGAAAGGAUGCGUGUUACCUUCGCACACUGCUCCUGACGAACUCUUAAGCAUUACUACUUUUGAAGAUGCUGAGAAAGGCACGACAGCGGAGGGAAGAUCGGCAAAUUCAACCGAUACCGUAUCAUAUGAAACGAACAAAUACGUGAAAAGUACCGAUGAUACAGAAGAAUUAGAAAAAAUUGAAAUUGAAAGAAACAGAAAUCUCAAAAACGACGCGGAAGAGGAACAUGCAAUUGCAAACAGUGCUUUAGAUCUCUAUGAAAACAAAAACAAAAAGAAGGCAAAGAAGAGGAAACAUAAAGACACAGAACUUGUAGAAGCAGAUGAGAUGGAGAAACAAAUAGAUUCUGGAGCAACAAAAAACAAAAAGAAAAAGCUUAAACUCACGACCGAUAUACAUAGCGACGAAACGGAACAAACUAACGAAGAGCGAAAUGAUAAUUCUUCGAAAGAUAUGCCACAAAAAUUAAAUAAACGUAAAAGAAGCGUAUCCGUAAACAAAGAGGAAACACUAGAUAACGGCGAUGACGGUGAACAAAUGAUGACUGAAGACAGUGCAGUUGCGACUGUUGAAGAACAAGAGGAUGUAAGAGAAAAGAAAAAGAAGAGGAAACGUACAAAACGAACUAAAACGGAGGAUAUUAGAUACAACGUGCAACUACAAGUAAUGGCUAAAAGAGACUGGAAAUACCUUAGAAAUAAAUACUUGGAAUUACAGAAAAGUAAAAUGAAACAACUUAAACAACAUUUGAGAAAGACUAGAUGGAACCGAUGGUCUAAUUAUGAUAAAAGUAGAUUAGAGAAAGAAGAAAAUGAGGAGACAGAAAAAAUGAGCAUACAAGACAGUGAAAGUACGAGCCGCUUUUCGUUUAGCCCAGGCGUCAUAAUUAAGAUUCAGAUGGAUAAACCAUGCACAGACCCAAAAGACUUUAAAUUGGAAUUAAAGAGAAAUACUUUUGUAAAGUAUGUCGAUGUUAAGGAGGGUUCCUUCCUCGCUUAUGUACGGUUCGAAACAGCUGACGCUGCGCAAAUGUUUGUACAGAAGUCUAAUGAAGAAAACCACAUGACGAUAUUAGAUGGAGAAGAAGAAAAACUGUACUGGGACAAAAUCUCAUGUGAUAGAGAAGAAAAAUUAAGUAAAACGAUUAAAACGAAACAAAGAGGAAGGAAUAAACUAUUGAAAAAGGCAGAGAAAGAACUUGGAAAACAUAUUAAAUUUGAUGAAGUGUAAAAAUAAAACUACUAGCGUCUUAUGAAAUAUAUUUAAUAAUUGUAUAUAAAACACAUGUUUUUAUAUUAUAAAU
Molecule: messenger RNA, 2119 nt
Organism: Hylaeus anthracinus
Lineage: Eukaryota; Metazoa; Arthropoda; Insecta; Hymenoptera; Colletidae
Gene: Larp7
Product: la-related protein 7
Exons: 6
Coding region: 208-2046 (612 amino acids)
Biological process (GO): RNA processing
Cellular component (GO): nucleus
Molecular function (GO): mRNA binding
Source: RefSeq, a predicted model, not a curated record